Messenger RNA from Acipenser ruthenus (sterlet), 5909 nucleotides. RefSeq names its product regulator of nonsense transcripts 3A-like. Gene Ontology annotation, biological process: nuclear-transcribed mRNA catabolic process, nonsense-mediated decay; positive regulation of translation. The record is from RefSeq and is a predicted model, not a curated record. The coding region runs from base 446 to 1891 and encodes 481 amino acids. Gene Ontology annotation, molecular function: telomeric repeat DNA binding. The transcript has 13 exons. Gene Ontology annotation, cellular component: cytoplasm; nucleolus. Lineage: Eukaryota; Metazoa; Chordata; Actinopteri; Acipenseriformes; Acipenseridae.
UGUAGUGUUUUGUUUUUAUUUUAUUUAUUUAUUUAUUUUUUAAAUGUAUUAACACAUGCACACAACAUUGUAAGCUUUAUUACAGUUUUGUACAUCUUAUUCCUCAGACCAAAAACAGUAUGUAAUCAGAAAAAUAUACAAAUAGCAAUGCCGCCCUAUGGAAUGGAUUGAAACGAGUGCAACCAAAACACAGUCGGCUACUUUCACAGACAUGUAAUAUUAGACCACUGUACCUUGGAUAGUCUAACAUUACUGCUAAACAGGGUAAUCGGUCGCAGCCAAGUGUGAUAACUUCAAACUAAACCAGCACUGCUACACUGUACCGAUACUGCGGAUUGCAGUUCAAUCUGACAGCAAUUAAACCGCAGAAGUUAAUUCUCGCGGUAGUUGGCACAGUUCUCGCGAGUUUAGCUGUGUGUUGUUUCCUUGACAGCGAGAGAGAGCAAUGAGGUCUGAGGGGGAGGUGAUGACCGGGGGUAGGGAAAGAAAGAUAGUAGAAAUACAUUUUAGGGACCAAGACUCUAACCCAGCCAACAUCAAGCACAAAGAAGAGAAAAGAGAAGUCUUUACCAAGGUGGUUAUUCGACGCCUGCCUCCCAACCUAUCAAAGGAACAGCUUGAGGAGCAACUUAACCCUUUGCCUGCUUAUGACUACUUUGAGUUCUUCUCAGCUGAUCAAAGCCUUUAUCCACACCUUUUCUCAAGAGCUUACAUCAACUUUAAAAACCCUGAAGACAUAGUUCUCUUCAGAGACCGCUUUGAUGGAUAUGUAUUUAUAGAUCACAAGGGCCAGGAAUAUCCUGCUGUUGUGGAAUUUGCGCCAUUCCAAAAGGUAUCCAAAAAGAAGCUCAAAAAGAAAGAUACCAAAUCUGGCAGUAUUGAAGAAGAUCCUGAGUACAAAAAGUUUUUGGAGAGUUAUUGUGGGGAUGAAGAGAAGGCCACUGCCAAUCCUGAGACACUUCUUGGAGAGAUAGAGGCAAAGACCAGGGAACUUAUUGCUAAAAGAACUACACCACUUCUGGAAUACAUAAAAAAUAAGAAACUAGAAAAGCAGGUAGGAAGAAUCAGGGAGGAGAAGCGAGAAGAAAGAAGACGAAGGGAGCUGGAGAAAAAACGCAUGAGAGAGGAGGAGAAACGGAAACGCAGGGAAGAGGAACGGCGCAAAAGGAAGGAAAUUGAAAAGCAGAAGAAGCUAGCAGAGAAAGAAAUCAAGAUUAAGCUCCUUAAAAAGCCUUAUAAGGAUGAUGAGCAGGAUCUAGGCAAGCUGAAGGAAAAGGGAGACUGUGGAGACAUCGAAAAGGGGAAGUGGGAUAAAAACAUGAAAUCAAAACAGUUAGACACUGUAACCAAAGACCAAAAGGAGAAAGUGCAGACAGAGAUUGACAAAGAGCAGCGAGAGCAUGGGAGGAGGUUAAGAGAGAAGGACCCCGACAGGCCGAGAUGCCGUGAAGAUGAGCGCAAGAGACAGAGACACCACUACGAGUUUGACAAGUUCAUGAGACGAAAGGAAGAGACCAAGUGGGGGAAGGGAUACUGCCACGACAGGGCUAAGAAAGACAUCCAUAAUAGUUAUUCAUAUUGUCUGGAUGGUGACAAACUGGGAAAAGAAGACAGGGGUGAUGAUCUAAAAGACCGCAUCCGCAACAAGUCUGUGUUAGUGCAUCAAGAGAAAAGGACCUCCCAUUCAGAGGGUCGUGACGUGAUAGGAGGGGCUCUGCCAGCGAAGGACCGUCCGGCAAUGCAGCUCUACCAACCCGGAGCCCGCAGUAGAACACGCCUGGGAUCUGGUGGAAAAUCUUACGACAGCUCCAGCAAGUCUCCAGAUCGCAUUGUCGACAGGAGGUUUGAAGCUGCUACAGGAACUGGAUCAGAGAAGAGUGGGGAUGAGUAGCAUCCCAGCAGUUUCUGAGUAUUAAGGCACAAUUCUUUCAACAUCAUUUAGUGUAACCAUUGCUAAGAGUAUCACAUUCAAAUUUCAUUCGUUUUAUAUAGAGAGAAAAAUGUUAAAAAGACAAUACACACGUUGCAAUGAUCAAUGGAGCUACCUAUGGAAAAGUUGUUUUGACGAGUCUUCAGUGUUAUUUAUGAAGUUAGUGCCAGACUUCACUACCUGAUAGAACUUUUUUGUGCAUCAACUACUUUAUACAAUGCUAGGAAAUAAUACAGUGUUUAGUUUAAUUUGAAAUGUUUACUGGUGACGCACUUUACCUACCCACACAUUUAUUCCACCUGUCUCCUAAAGUAAAAUACCUCAUCAUUUGGUAUAAGAUGUUAUUAUUAAAUGUAUUUUCUGGUAUAUGUUUAUGAUAGUAGAAUAAUACUUUUACAUAAUAUGUUUGUAACUCUUAAGUUAUUCAUAUUUAUGAAAAAUGAUAUAUAGUUAAAAUUAGUUCUCUAUUUAAAAAAAAAAAUCUAUAUUUAAAGUUAUUGUCUUGUUGGCUGUAGUGCUUUAAUGUAUUGUACUACGUGUGCAUUGAGACAUGUUUCACUUUUACUAAUUGUUUUUAUUGUAAGUGGAAGUCUUUUUUUCCUUUUAUUUACAAUGAACUAGUUCUCAUUCAUUGUUCCUUACCAGUCACUGCCAGUUACGAAGUAUGAGAUUAAUAUUGCAACCUUUAAAUGUAUUUUUAAGGUUAUUAUGCAGGAGAUGCGGGUGUGUUAUGCUCCAGGACUCUCACAGACAGCAGUCUUAAACCUACCUAAGAACAAGGCUAAGCUAUGGCAGAAGAAUUGGUUUUUUUUUUGCUACAUAAUUUUAUAUUUAUAACAAAAUAAAAAAAUGAAAUCUUUUAGUUUUUUUCAGUUUAUGAAUAAUAACAAUAUAAAUAAAACACUUUAUUCUACAUUUCUUGCAACAGAUGAAAAACAGACAAUACAUAUAGAAAUGUUUUAUGUUUUAUUCACUUUUGUCUCCUUUAAGAAACAAAAAAAUAUAUAAGGUAAGAUAUGGUUCAGAAUAUAUUAUUAUCACACAAUAUUAUAUCUCUUGUUGGUUUUGGCCUGAUAACGCAUUUCUGGCUGUGCCACUUGUGCAUUACAGCCCCAAACCAACUCGAGACAUAUAUUACUGUGUGAUAAAAUACUCUGACCCCUGCAUUAUUCUAUUUAUAUUUUUUGCACGUACCUAUGUAUAUACAUAAAGAUUACAAGGAUAUUCCUUUUUCAAUAUAGUGUGCUUUUUCAAUAUAUUGUAGCGUGUUGUGAGGCAUGAGGCGUAACAUCAGUACAACCCAUGUCUUCAGGUGUGUUAUUGCACUUAUGAAAUGGUUUAACAUUAUUUUACAAACAAAACAAAAAAAAUCCGCUAGAUUUAAAAUUUAAAUGAUGGUUCAAUGAAUGUAUACAAUGCAAAAAAGUCCCUAUACUUUGGCUGUAGAGAGCUACUAAUUGACUAGAAAACGUAUUACUGCUGAACUUAUUGUUCAUUUACUUUGUAGAUAUGCAAAUGUGCUUACUUAUUUAUUUCAUAAUAUGCUGCAGCUUGAAUGUAUUGUUUUUCUGAAAAGGAAAAUUAAAAAAAGGAACAUAAAACUGCCGACUUGUAUGUUUUAUACACAUUGGAAUGUUUGAAAUUGCUGUUCCCCUACAAUAACCACACUCUACACCUUUACAUUUUAAAUGAAAAACUUUCAGAGUGGCAGUCUGGCUUGCUUACUUGCUGGGUGCCACUCAUAUCAAACACAAACAAAACUGCAUUUUAAUAUACACUGAUGUCUGCAAUUACUGUGCUGUUGUUUACCUGAAUACUUCAUAAAUGGACAACUAAAAUCUGAAACUAGUUAAUUUUUUCCUCACACACUCCCCUCUAGUUAAGGUCCAACACAACUACGCUCAACUCCGGUUUUAGAGACUUGUUCAGCUGUGUUCCAUAAAGCCUGAAGGCCGCUACACACCAGACGUGAUGCGAUUUUUCAUUGGACGACAAGAUACUUUCGCAGCGACAUAACCAUACAGACUUGAAGCGACACAGCCGCAAUGCGACAGACUGGAAAACUGCCAAAAAAGCUCCCGCUACAGAGGCAUGCAGCAUGGAGGAAUGGCCAUGUUUACUCAACACAAAUUUUAAAGGUAGAGUCAUCUUUUUCCAUGGAGCUGUAACAUUCUACUCUGUGGUCUUUAUAGAGUACAUCAAAGACAAUGGAAGCUAACAAGCACAUUCUAAAUAUAACUGGGCAUUUACAGUGUGCCUAUUGUAGUUACCAAUGUAUUAGCAAUGAAAACUUUCAAAUUCAUACCGGUACAUGUCAUCCAGAACACUGUGAAGAAAUUGAUAUAGGCAGGCUGGGUAAGGUUGUAAUUUAUCAGAGAAGUGCCAAACUGUUUCACUGCCAGGUGUGCUUUUUCACUGGCAAGACCUACACCAGUGUGUAUGAUCAUGUGAUCAUCAGCCACUCCCUCUCAGGGAAUCCCAACACUCUGCUAUCAAAAAAUAAGCUCAACGAAAAUGAGGAGUCGAAGGUACCGCUUAGUGGCAUCCAGGAAGAGUUUGUAAAAGAAGAGAAGAACAAGCCAGAAACGAGUGAAGACGUGGCUGAAAAUUCCAGUGAGAAAGUGAACGAUGCAGACCUGGAUAGCCUAUACACAACUCCGGCCAAGUUCACGCCACUUAAUAGCAUAAAGAGUGAUGAUCAGGAAUCAGGUGACAACGAUUCCAACAGUCUUGAUGUACCUAAAGAGAAAUCGGCUAAAAGAAAAAGGCUCCACGGGAGUUCAGAAGAUCAGCCAGUGGACUUUGAAGACUGUGACGACCGUGGUUAUUCUCCGAAUGGCAGUUCAUCUAGCUCGAAUAAACACCUCGAGCAAGAGGGAUCAAAGGGUGCUGCACAGGAUGAGGAAGCUGUGUUUCUUUCAAAGUAUGUCAAAUGCAAAGUAGGAAGGUACUACUGCAAAAUCUGCAACUGGAGAGGAAAAAUGAAAGGCUUUGUUCUGUAUCAUGUGAGCCGAAAACAUAAUAUUCCCAAACCCUACGCCUGCAAAGAAUGUGACAAGUCCUUUUUUCUGGAGAGCCUUCUUAAUAAUCACAUCCAUCUUCACCACAAACAGGGUUUGUACAAAUGCCCGUACUGUCCUUUCGAAUCGAACUUUCUUCGAGGUAUUAGGAAGCAUUUAAAACACUGUAGCUCCCAGCAUGGGGAGAGUGCUGACAAUGAACUCUGGGACAGUGAUGAGCAAAUGGAUGAUUAGGAUGAAGUCGGUUAGGUUACCACGGUUACCUCCAGAGGGUUUCCGGUCAUGUCUGUUUAUUUUGAUUACUGAGCCACGGGUCCGGUGCUUGUUUGUGGUUUUGCCUGUGUUGUGUUGUGUUGUGUUGUGUUCACAGAGAAACCAUCUCAAACUGAUCAAGACUCUGGUAUAUAGUAUAUACGACUCAACAAAGUGUUUCAUAGUCUUGUCACAACAACUUGAACAGUCCACAGCUUUUGCUGAAAGUCUACAAACAUGAAACCGGCAACAAUACCAAGCUAUUGAAUACAUCACAGAUGGGACUUUUUUUGUAAGAUGUAGGCUAUCUGGUAUGUUUAAUUCAUAUUUAUCCAGUGUAUGUGUGACAUAGAGAUAGAGAGAUACUACACCAGUAUACCCCACUCCCCUUAGUUAUUUAUUUUUGUCAACUUUUUUAUUUCUUUAUAUUCUCUUUUUGGUUAUUAUUUUUUUGUAAUUUAUGAACAUUUUAAUCCAAAUAACCAUUUACCAUGUGAUGCCAUGAUUUAUUAUUAUUAUUUUUUUUUAAAUAUCCAGUGCUCCUUAGGUAUAAAAUGUAUGGCAAAAUGAAUGAAUAGGAGAAUCAAAAAAAAAUAAUCAAAAUUAAAUUGUUACUAAAAAUGCAAUGUUUUACACAAUGUUUUUUUUCACAUUUAAAUUCACAUUUCACACUGCAUGUGCUCAAUAAAAUUAAUAUGUGGACAAUA